Phasianus colchicus (ring-necked pheasant) is the source of this 961-nucleotide messenger RNA. Lineage: Eukaryota; Metazoa; Chordata; Aves; Galliformes; Phasianidae. The record is from RefSeq and is a predicted model, not a curated record.
UUGUGCUGUGUUUGGCAUCCCAGGGGGACAACGUGCAGGGCCACGUGCUGGCAGAGCACUGAGGAUGGUGUGUAACAACCAAGCGAUGACAAACUGCAAAGGACAAAAAAAGGAGGACUCUUUGCACAGCUCUGUGUGAGCCACACUGCUGGGGACCCCACAGUGCCACUUCCGGUUUUGGCAGUGAUUUCCACGUCAGGUGGUGACACCAAAACAUCCAGUCCUAAAAGAGGAACUGACAGCAGCUCAACGCCAAUCCUUGUCCCCACUGCAAUCUGGCCGUCUCCAAGCUGCUCUUGCCUCAUGGCACCAAUGGUGCUGGUCCUCAUCCUGGGUUGGUGGCUGGUGGCAGGAAGCAGGGCUCAGCUGUUGCCCAGACCCUCCCUGUCGCUGCACCCCAGCCAGGGGUUGUCCCUGGGGGACAAUGUCACCCUGCGGUGCCACCUGCCCCAGCUGGCUGCACGAGUUGAGCUCUACAAGGAAGGGUUUUCGGGACUUAAAAAGCAAGCACAGAUGGACAUUGUACAGGACAUGGCUGAGUUCCCCUUGGUUAGUGUAAAGGGAGAAGAUGCAGUGAGAUAUCAGUGCCUGUACUCGGUGCACGAGCCACCAGAGACAUCGGAGAAGAGUGAACCCGUGGAGCUGGUGGUGACAGAUCCCAGCUAUCCCCCAGCCAACAUUUCCCUGAUCGCCAAGGAAUGUGUGGAGACGGGGACCAAUGUCACCAUCCAGUGCGACAACCAGGAGUUUGGGGGCAUCAUCUUCCUGCACAAGGAUGGGCACUCAGCCCCUAUCCAGCUCCAGGACCCCAGUGGUGGGGGCACGGCCACCUUCACCCUCUUUGGGGUGACACAAGCUGACUCGGGCACCUAUAGGUGCUCCUACCACGUUGGUGGCUUCUACCUUCUUUCCUCACCCCUUGGGGACAGCAUGACACUGGAGGUGACACCUGCACUUGCAC